Molecule: messenger RNA, 1134 nt
Organism: Phanerochaete carnosa HHB-10118-sp
Lineage: Eukaryota; Fungi; Basidiomycota; Agaricomycetes; Polyporales; Phanerochaetaceae
Exons: 2
Coding region: 1-1134 (377 amino acids)
Molecular function (GO): S-adenosylmethionine-dependent methyltransferase activity
Source: RefSeq, a predicted model, not a curated record
AUGCUCGCCACAAUCCUUCCUGUUCUCUUAUUGAUGUUCGGUCUUUGGGGGCCACCAAAGCUAUGGCACACGAUACGAGACAUGAUUCAGGGUCCCAAGAAACACCACGGCUAUUUUUCUCUCGAGCAGGCGACUUACUCUUACGCUCAAUACCGCUCGAUGGCCCUCGCCGAAGUCAAUGACAUGCACAGGUCCUAUGUUAAGCUGUCCAGGACCCACAAACGCAUUGGGUACGACCUCGGCUACCCCGCCAAGCUCCGCAGGCUCGAGGAACUAACGAUUCUUAACGCCCUCGUCACCCUGAACAUCGCACAUCUCGCACUCAGUGAGCGUCCUGGGCUCGCUGAGACCAACAGCGGUGACCUUGGCCGCGUCCGGGAGACCCUCAAACACUUUGUACGCGAUUGGAGCUCCGAGGGCGCGAAAGAACGCGGUACGACCCUCGAGCCUAUCCUUGAUGCACUUUGCCUCGUGUCGCCCGAACGCCGCGCUGGCAUGCGCGUCCUUGUGCCCGGCGCAGGUCUCGGCCGGCUUGUCUGGGAGAUCUCACAGCUUGGCUAUGACACGACGGCCAACGAGCUGUCGUCCUUCAUGACGCUCGCGUUCCGCUUCCUGCUGUCUCCGUCGACAACGCAGAGAGCGGAACAGCACACGAUAUAUCCGUACGCGUACUGGUUCUCGCAUCAGCGGAGCAGCGAGUCGCUCUUCCGCCCCGUGUCCUUCCCCGACACCGUCCCCCGCCUUGGCGACCGCCUGCACCUUGUCGAGGGCGAUUUCCUGACCCACAGCAGAAACUACGACAUCAUCGUCACCCUCUUCUUCAUCGACACGUCACUCAACGUAAUAUCAACGCUGGAGCAUAUUUACGAGCUCCUCCUCCCCGGGGGCACGUGGAUCAAUCUGGGCCCGCUUCUCUGGCCUGGCGGUGCGCAAGCACGCGUCGAACUCAGUCUGGACGAGAUACUGCAGCUCGCUAAGAUGAUUGGCUUCGAGAUCGAGGGUGAAGAUGGUGGAACAAUCGAGGCGGAUGCACUCCGAACACGGUCUGUUCGGUGCGAGUAUACAGGCGACAGACAUGCGAUGAUGAAGUACAUGUAUGACUCAGAGUUCUGGGUCGCGCGCAAACCAAAAUGA